Rhododendron vialii is the source of this 2315-nucleotide messenger RNA. RefSeq names its product probable methyltransferase PMT23. Gene Ontology annotation, molecular function: methyltransferase activity. Lineage: Eukaryota; Viridiplantae; Streptophyta; Magnoliopsida; Ericales; Ericaceae. The record is from RefSeq and is a predicted model, not a curated record. The transcript has 8 exons. Bases 152 to 1972 code for a protein of 606 amino acids. Gene Ontology annotation, cellular component: cytoplasm; endosome; trans-Golgi network.
AAAUAUACUACAUUGGAGUAAUUGCCGGGACACCAUCUUUCUUUGGAUUCUCUCUCUCUCUCUCUCUCUGUGCGUUCACACAGUCGGAUCUCAGUCGACCUUAAUCAUCCCACGGCUUCCCUCUCGAAGCGGAUCGAUCCGAGUGCUAGCAAUGGCGAUCUCGGUCCAAAACCUAAUCAAGGAGAGGAAAUACCCAUUCAUCUUCUCUCUCCUCGCCCUAAUCCUCAUCACAUUCCUCCUCCUAACCAAAACUCAAUCCCCUAUCGCCUCCACCCUCGAUCUCGUCCAAUCUCGAUCGACCUCUUCCUCUUCGCCUACCUCUGCCCCUCCGCAUUCGGUUCGAAGUUCCCCAAUCUCAAGCCCUAGCACAGAGCCACCCCCAAUACACACAGAGCCACCGCCAAUACACGGUGAUGUGAGUUGGAAUCUUUGUAACGGCGCGGUGGCCGUUGACUAUAUCCCUUGUCUCGACAAUUUCAAGGCCAUAAAGGCGUUGAAAUCGUUGCGGCAUAUGGAGCACAGAGAGCGGCACUGCCCAGAGCCGAGUCCGCGGUGCUUGAUUCCGCUGCCGCGGGGGUAUAGGGUUCCGGUGCCGUGGCCUAGGAGCAGGGACAUGGUAUGGUUUGACAAUGUACCUCACCCUAAGCUUGUUGAAUACAAGAAGGACCAGAAUUGGGUUCGCAAAUCUGGUGAAUAUCUUGUUUUCCCAGGAGGUGGUACUCAAUUUAAAGAUGGUGUUACUCACUACAUCGAGUUCGUAGAAAAGGCUUUACCAGUAAUUGAGUGGGGGAAACACGCUAGGGUUAUUUUGGAUGUUGGUUGCGGCGUUGCUAGCUUUGGUGGCUAUUUGUUGGACAAAGAUGUUAUUACCAUGUCAUUUGCUCCAAAGGACGAACAUGAGGCUCAGAUACAAUUUGCUCUUGAGCGGGGAAUUCCUGCUACGCUCUCUGUCAUUGGAACACAAAGGCUGCCUUUUCCUGAUAACGUGUAUGAUUUGAUUCAUUGUGCUCGAUGCAGGGUUCACUGGGAUGCAAACGGUGGGAAACCACUAAUGGAACUGAACAGGAUUCUUAGGCCUGGAGGGUUUUUUGUUUGGUCUGCUACACCAGUUUACCGUAACGAUGAGAGAGAUCAGAAUGUCUGGAACUCUAUGGUGGCUGUGACAGAAUCUAUUUGCUGGGAGGUAGUGGCAAAAACUGUUGACUCAUCUGGUGUUGGGCUGGUUAUAUACAAGAAGCCCGUGUCAUCUUCCUGUUAUGGAAAACGGAAAGAUAAUAAUCCACCUUUGUGUGAUCAGAACAAUCGGCAGAACAUUUCAUGGUAUACGCCCCUUGACAGUUGUCUUGCUCCUCUGCCAGUAGAUAGCAUGGGUAACUCUUACAGUUGGCCCGAGGAGUGGCCCAAAAGGCUUACCAGUAAGCCUCCACAUCUAUCUGCUGAACGAGACGCUGAAGAAAUCUUUUACGAGGACACAAAACACUGGUCCGCACUUGUCUCAGAUGUUUAUCUAGAAGGCGCUGCUAUAAACUGGUCAAGCGUGAGGAAUGUAAUGGAUAUGAAUGCCGGUUAUGGAGGAUUUGCUGCAGCACUUAUUGAUAUGCCUCUAUGGGUGAUGAAUGUAAUCCCUGUCAACGGGCCAGACACUUUGUCUGUAAUAUUUGAUAGAGGAUUGAUUGGAGUCUAUCAUGACUGGUGCGAGUCUUUCAAUACCUACCCUCGAACUUAUGAUCUUCUGCAUUCCAGUUUCCUCUUCAAGAACCUCACUCAAAGAUGUGAUAUUAUGCAAGUUGCUGUUGAGAUGGAUCGCAUAUUGAGACCAGGUGGAUUUGUUUUGGUUCAAGACACUGUUGAAAUGAUUAACGAUCUCACUCCUAUUUUCCGCUCGCUCCACUGGUCCAUAGACUUGUUUCAAGAACAAUUCCUUGUUGGUAAGAAGGGGUUCUGGCGUCCAGAUGGUAGAAGUAAGAUUUGAACAAGUCUCCAAUACUUUUUUGCUAUAGACACCGCAUGUGCACAAUGUGGGGCCCGCCGAAGGUGUUUUUGCUGUACACAUGCGGUGUCCCCAUCUUUUUCCAUACUAUACUCAAUGUGUUUUGCUCUUACGAAGUGUUAGGAAAGGGAAAAUGCUCGUUCUUCUUCCCGGUACACAUGCGGUGUCCCCAUCUUUUUCCAUACUAUACUCAAUGUGUUUUGCUCUUACGAAGUGUUAGGAAAGGGAAAAUGCUCGUUCUUCUUCCCUGAACCGUCACAAAUUCAUGUAUCAUUGUCUCUUAAACAGCAUUUCUGGCAAUAAAAUUUGAUUUGGUCUUCCAGUU